AAAAUCCGUGCACACCGUCCUGCACUCGUGCAAAUCCUCCUGCACUCAAGGAUGCUGAGCAGAGUGCCUCCAUGGGCAGCCACGUGCACCAGAGGGGCUGGUGUGGGGCAGAGCGGAGCCUCAGGGUGGGGAUGGGGUCCCCCAGAACCCCCCGGGAUGGCCGUCACCCGGCGCAGGGCAGCGCAACAGUUAAGUGCAGGAUGCAGCGGGGCUGCUGAGGAAGAGGAAAUCUCAGCAGGAACACAGAGUGGCCAAGGCCAGGGGCGGCCCCGCGGGGCCCCACCAGCAGCAGGAUCCGGUCAUUGCGGGAUCCGGUCACUGUGGGGCCAAGCUGUGGGGCUGAGCUGUGGGGCUGGGUGCUGGCAGGAGACGUGGGAUGGAAGAGGGCCAGGCUGGGCAGAGCCUCUGCUCCCCACUGCACCUUGCAAGCGAGCAGCUGGACGACGACAGGGAUGAGGAUAAGGACGAGGAUGAAGAUGAGGACACAGCUGCAGCAGGGGACGAGCAGCACAUCACCACACUGCUGGCCUGCACAGACCCCCACAGCACUCAGCAUCUGCCCCAUAGGAAGGAAGUGGAGCACUCGGGGUGCACCAGCAGCCCCUGCCCCGAUGGGCAGCAGCCUCAAGGGACGGAAGCCCCUCGCCCCGACCUCUUUGCUGCCCUGCAGCACGCCGUCAGCUCGCUGGAACGCGCCGUCAUCUCCCGGCAUCGGUGCACGUCGGCACCACCAGCAGAGUGGGCACAGAGCCUGGAGGAGCUGCAGCGCGUGGCGGGGACACGGCAGGGUCUGGAGAGGGGCGAGGGGCUGCUGGAGGCGGCGGCGAGGAACGCAGCGCUGCGGGAGGCACUGGGGGACCGCGAUGAGGAGCUGAGCCGCACCACGGAUGCGCUGCAGGCGUUGCAGGGGGAGCGUGAGCGGUUGCAGGGGAAGGUGUGGGAGCUGCAGGAGGCUCUGGCCAGGCUGGAAGGAAUGGGUGGUGCUGGGGGUGACACCGUGGGGCUCAGCAGUGCCCCAGAUCUGGGGGACCCCCAGGACUUGUCUGGCUGCCUCCUGAGCUGCGAUGAAGCUCAGCCCCAUAGCACCCAGCCCCACAGCCCGCUCUCCCCCCUGCCCUCAGAGGGUGCCAGCCACGAGCUGGAGGAGAGGAUGCAACAGCUACAGGGGCACAUGGAGAGGCUGAAGGAGGUGAACCAGCAGCUCUCGACUGCCCUGCACGACUGCAAGAGUGAUUCGGAGAGGCUCAGCAUGGAGCUGGGGCAGCACGAGUCGUGCAGCAGCGCUCUGCGCCUGGCACUGCACUGCAGUGAGCGCUGCGUGGACGCCUAUGCUGCACUGCUGGAACGGAUGUGGGCAAAACUGGGCAGGGAUGGGCACGGCCCCGAUGCUGGAGCCACGGGGAAGCAGAGCGCAGAGCAUGGCUGUGGGCCCAGCCCCACACACAGCCUGCAGCUCCCGGGCCAAGCAGAGCCAAACAGGCAGGAGGAGAGCGGGGUCAGCUCCUGCCCCAGGCUGCACAGGUACCCCAUUCCCAUCCCAGGGGUGUCCCCAUGCCCUGUGCCCACCUCACUGCCACUUCAUCCCUGUCCACACAGCACCCACGGGUCAGAGGAGGGGGUCCUGCGUGAGGCCAUCCGCCAGCUGCGUGCCGAGCAGGCGGCCGUGCAGGUGUCCCUGAGCCAUGUCCCCAUGCCCCCCCGUGCCCCAUCCCGCCGUGGUGAGGACGUCUGUGCCCGCGCUGAGCGCGCUCUGCAGGAUGCUCGUGCCCUCCUGCCUGGCUGGAGGCGGCCAGAGAGAGCGGAGCUGCUGCGGGAGGUGGCAGAGCUGAAGGUGAGCGCAGCGAUGUCCCCCGGGGAGGUGACAGCAGGAGGUGAUGGUGACAGCACUGCUCUGCCAGGAGGCCAUGGCCGAGCUGAGGAUGCGGCUGCAGUUGGCAGAGAAGGAGAAGCGGGGCUUGGAAGUGCUGGCGGCUGCGCAGGGCCCACGGGAGGCAGCGCUGCGCCUGGUGCUGCAGCACAUGGAGUGGGAGCAGGGGGCUCACAGCCCCUCCAGCAGCUCCAGCAGCAGCGAGGAGGAUGCUCCAAUGGGAGCAGCAGCACCGCGGCGCCCUGCGGACCCGGAGAGGAAGGCGCAGGAGCUGCAGCGUGCAUUGGCACGCAUCGAGCAGCUGCACGCCCGAGCACAGGCCCUGGUGCUGUCCCUGGAGCAGAGCAGUGCUGUCAGCCGUGCACAGCACCAGAAGUGCAUCACCGUCACCAGAGAGUCCUUCCAGGCUCACAGGUGGGUGAGGGGAGCCUAAAUCAUGGGGCUUUCCUGCAUGCCCUGGGUGCACGUCCCUCCUGUGUGCCCCAAAGCACUGGUCCUUCCUGCACCCUCUCAAAACUCUGUGCCCUCUGCGCACCCUAAAAGUGCCAUCCCUUCCUGCACGCUCACAAAGCACGAUCUCCUCCUGCAAGCACCCUUCCUGCAAAGCACAAAGCACGGUCCUUUUCUGCUCUCCCUGUCUGCACACUGUCACCAUGCUCCAUAGUGGCACUGCACCCACUGCAACCUGCACCCACAGCCUGCAGUGCCCCCGUGCCAUCCCCAUACCCCCCAGUGAUGCUGUGCCCCCAUACCAUCCCCAUACCCCCCAGUGAUGCUGUGCCCCAUACCAUCCCCAUACCCCCCAGUGAUGCUGUGCCCCAUACCAUCCCC
Molecule: messenger RNA, 2698 nt
Organism: Phasianus colchicus (ring-necked pheasant)
Lineage: Eukaryota; Metazoa; Chordata; Aves; Galliformes; Phasianidae
Source: RefSeq, a predicted model, not a curated record